AACUACAUGGGAAGGAAGUUGCAAUGAAAAGACUAUCUAGCAGCUUAUCACAAGACGAUGAAGAAUUUAGAAAUGAAAUGAUAUUGAUCUCCAAACUUCAACAUAGAAAUCUUCUUAAGCUCAUUGGUUGCUGCAUUGAAAAUGAAGAGAAGUUGUUAAUAUACGAGUUCAUGCUCAACAAGAGCUUGGAUACUUUUAUUUUCGAUGAUAGAAGAAGGGAAGAGCUUAAUUGGGCCAUACGGUUCAACAUUAUUGAUGGCAUUACGAGAGGUCUUGUGUAUCUCCAUCGCGAUUCCAAUUUAAGGGUGAUACAUCGAGAUUUGAAGGCCAGUAAUAUUCUCUUGGAUGAGAAGAUGACUCCAAAAAAUUUUGAUUUUGGAUUAGUAAGGAUUUUUGAAGGCACGUUAGAUCUAGCAAAUACUCAUAGGGUGGUAGGAACAAUCGGCUAUAUGUCUCCAUAGUACGCAUUGAGAGGAAUCUUUUCGGAAAAAUCUGAUGUAUUUAGCAAUGGCGUGUUACUACUAGAGAUAAUAAACGGGAAAAAGAAUACUAGC
This is a messenger RNA of Humulus lupulus (European hop), 554 nucleotides long. RefSeq names its product G-type lectin S-receptor-like serine/threonine-protein kinase At1g61500. Gene Ontology annotation, biological process: protein phosphorylation. Bases 24 to 461 code for a protein of 145 amino acids. The transcript is spliced from 3 exons. The record is from RefSeq and is a predicted model, not a curated record. Gene Ontology annotation, molecular function: ATP binding; protein tyrosine kinase activity. Lineage: Eukaryota; Viridiplantae; Streptophyta; Magnoliopsida; Rosales; Cannabaceae.